Messenger RNA from Branchiostoma belcheri (Belcher's lancelet), 528 nucleotides. RefSeq names its product procollagen C-endopeptidase enhancer 1-like. Lineage: Eukaryota; Metazoa; Chordata; Leptocardii; Amphioxiformes; Branchiostomatidae. The record is from RefSeq and is a predicted model, not a curated record. Bases 1 to 528 code for a protein of 175 amino acids. The transcript has 3 exons.
AUGGCGUCUCCCAGCUUCUCUCUCCGAGACUUUUCUUCUCCCAGAAAACAUGACCAAGAAUCGGUUACACCACCGGCCAUCUGUCAGGAUCCUGCCAUACUGACCGGAGACUCCGGCACAAUCACCUCCCCUGGUUACCCGAACAGGUACAAAGACAACCUCCGGUGUUCCUGGACGAUAACUGUCAGCAGGGGAAGGGCCGCCAUCAGGUUUACAAGUAUCGACAUACAGGGACAUAGCACGUGUGCUUACGACUACCUGACGGUGUAUGACGGCGCCAACUCCAGCGGCACACAGCUCGGCAAAUUCUGCGGCAAAACAAUUCCACCGCCGGUCGUGGCCAGUGGAAAGACCAGGCACCUUGUCUUCAUCUCCGACUCUUUAGUUAACGGUCAAGGAUUUUCCAUUGAGUAUGUGGGUAAGGAAAUGUUAUGUCUCACAAGUAGUCAGAAAUUAGUCAGAGUCAGUCAGUCUACUGGCAGAGAAUUUCUCAAACUGCUGCUAAAGACUUCUAGGGGAGAGCCGUGA